Messenger RNA from Rotaria socialis, 711 nucleotides. The record is from the annotation of a GenBank genome assembly. NCBI's taxonomy places the organism in Eukaryota, Metazoa, Rotifera, Eurotatoria, Philodinida, Philodinidae.
AUGUCAGAUUUUUAUCAAUUGACAACUUCAACGUCGGACUUUAAAUCACGUUCAAAGGAUGUAUUUGAAAAACUAACAACUCUUGAAAAACAACACGACGUACAUAUUAAGACGAAUAGUCCUCUCUUAGUACCUGACGAGGAAACACCUUCAUCAUCUUAUAAAAAUCCAAAUAUUCCAAAUAAUGCAAUAACAUUUAAAAAACGAGCCGCUGACGAUACAUUUAUUCGUUCAGAGACUAAAUGGAAAAAAUAUGAUUUGGAUGAUGUUAAUGAACAUCAUUUAAGUGGUACGGGUAAUCAACAUGCAUUAAAUGAUUUUCUUCGUACACGAGUUAAGUGUUCAAACAAGAAUGAAUCUGUACAGAAAGAAGACGAAGACGAAGAAGUUCCUGUAAGACCAAUUUUUCAACGUCCAACGAAAAAACAAAUACGAACAAAUGAUACUGAUGAUGACAUAAAUCAUGAUUUUAUAUCUUUUCGUGUACCAGCGCCUCCAAAUACAACUGAAACAAAGACUGGAAAUGAUGAUGAUGAUGAUGAUAAAACCAUCGAGUAUAAAUUGAAAUCGAAUCGCAAUAAACCUCGUGGUGUUUUCAGUACAAACGAAAAAAAGUCGAUUAAACCUGCCAAUGAAAUUCUUCAAGAAAAAGAUAAUGACGAUGAUGAUCAUGACGAUGAAGAAGUUGCUGAUGAAAUUUUCGAACCUUAA